AUGGACGCCGACAUGACAUCCCCAGCUCCUGCAGCCAACCCCGGCACCACCUUCCUCUUUCAAUUCACCUCAAAAUCUCGAUGCGAUGACAAACAUACCUACGCAACAUCAAUUCAAAAUGAGCCCAAAGCACAAGCCACAGCCUUCGCACGAACGAUGUAUUCCCAACCGCCAGACCGCACACUUGCGAUCUGGAUCAACAGCACCAUCAGAGCUGACCUGCGCAACCAACCCUGCGCCAUAGUAGUCGGCUACAACUCACGUACAACUUCCGUCUGGACCGGCCAAGCCACCAUCGCACACUACACCAACGCAAAAGAAGCCACCCUAUCAUCCAUCGGCGAAGCGCUCCGCGUCGCCGCAUCUCCCACGAUAACUGAGCAAAUCGAUCGCGUACUCAUCUUCUCAAAUGCGCAAAGCGUUCUCAAGAGUAUGAAGAUGGGCCACUCAUUCGGUCUAAUCCGUGACAGAUGGCUUGUCGACGACAUACCCCAUCUCAACAAACAACUAGCUGAGAAGAAGGUGGAAGUGGAGUUUCACUGGUUCCCUGCUCUCCCCAGGAUAGAAUCUCAGCAGCGUGUUCGUCGCUGCUCGCAGCGGUUCAAGAAGCUUGCUUUAGCUGAACACCUGCCGGAGUUACUCGACCGCGCCGUCAGUUUUCCGGCGGUGAGACUGGACAGUAUGCUCGCGACCGAGAGCGUGAGAGAGGACUUCGUGCGUGGUUGGUUUCCCGCUGCGUUCAAGGAUGUGCGCGUUGUACCGCGGCGUGAGUUGAGUCGUGACCUGAGAGUUCAGGCCAGGCAGGCUAUUGACCAGAGGAGGAGGGAGAGGAAGGAGAAGAUGAAGGCGAGGAGGGUGAUGGAUGCGGCAGAGAGGGAGAUCAGGCAGAUCGAGAAGGAGACAAGGAGGUUGUUGCGUGAAAAGGGAAUGAAAGCGGAGGAGCAGGAAGUUCUGGAUUUGGCAGAUGACAGCGUGGCGACUACAGACGAGAAUUUAGACAAAUUUGAGGAGCAGGAGAGACAAUGUAUACUCGUGGAGGAUUUUGAGUCUAUGGAGCUGGUUUGA
Molecule: messenger RNA, 1065 nt
Organism: Alternaria rosae
Lineage: Eukaryota; Fungi; Ascomycota; Dothideomycetes; Pleosporales; Pleosporaceae
Exons: 1
Coding region: 1-1065 (354 amino acids)
Source: RefSeq, a predicted model, not a curated record